Polypterus senegalus (gray bichir) is the source of this 6053-nucleotide messenger RNA. It is a transcript of the gene alox5a, whose product is annotated as arachidonate 5-lipoxygenase a. Gene Ontology annotation, cellular component: nuclear envelope. The transcript has 14 exons. The record is from RefSeq and is a predicted model, not a curated record. Bases 68 to 2092 code for a protein of 674 amino acids. Gene Ontology annotation, molecular function: protein binding; iron ion binding; arachidonate 5-lipoxygenase activity. NCBI's taxonomy places the organism in Eukaryota, Metazoa, Chordata, Cladistia, Polypteriformes, Polypteridae. Gene Ontology annotation, biological process: linoleic acid metabolic process; lipid oxidation.
UCCGGCAGAGGAAGCCCUCAGCCAGCAGACCUCCAGAGACACCCUUCCUGAGCUCCUUGUCCCAAACAUGCCCCUCUACACUGUCACCGUGUCCACGGGCAGCCAGUGGUUUGCAGGAACGGACGACUACAUUUACAUGACCCUGGUGGGAUCAGAGGGCUGCAGCGAGAAGACUCUCUUGGACAAGCCUCUGUACAACGACUUUGAAAGAGGAGCCGUAGAUACCUAUGAUGUGAACGUCCUGGAGGACCUCGGGGAAAUUCUUUUUGUCAAAAUUGAGAAGCGCAAGUACUGGAUGCAUGAUGACUGGUACUGCAAAUACAUCACGGUGAAGACGCCGGCAGGGGACUACAUUGAGUUUCCCUGCUACCGAUGGGUCACAGACGAGAAGGAGAUCGUACUCAGAGAUGGGAAAGCCCGACUGCCUCGGGACGAUAAAACACAACUGGUCAAGCAGCACCGACGCAAAGAACUUGAAGAGAGGCAAAAGCUCUAUAGGUGGAAAGAGUGGCACCCUGGGUUUCCAUUAAGCAUCGAUGCCAAUGCACACAAGGAUUUGCCUCGGGACAUUCAGUUUGACAGUGAAAAGGGAGUUGACUUCAUCCUGAACUACACCAAAGCGAUGGAGAACCUCUACGUGAACCGCUUCAUGCACAUGUUCCAGUCGUCCUGGAGUGACUUUGCCGAUUUUGAGAAGAUCUUUGUCAGAAUUAGCAACACCAUUUCAGAGUACGUCAUGCAGCACUGGCAGGAGGACUUCAUGUUUGGCUACCAGUUCCUGAAUGGCUGCAAUCCUGUCAUCUUCAAGAAAUGCUCCACACUGCCUACUAAUUUUCCUGUCACCAAUGAAAUGGUGGAAUCCUGCCUGGAAAGAAAUAUGACGCUGGAAGAGGAACUUAAGGAAGGCAACAUAUACAUCGCCAACUUUGAGAUCCUGCAUGAAGUCUCCGCCAACUGCACAGACCCCUGCACCAUCCAGUAUCUGGCGGCACCGCUCUGUCUCUUGUAUAAGAACUUGGAGAACAAAAUCAUUCCUAUCGCUAUUCAGUUGGGACAAAUUCCUAGUGAGACAAACCCCAUUUUUCUUUCGACGGAUGCAAAGUAUGACUGGCUGCUUGCCAAAAUCUGGGUGCGCUCCGCAGACUUCCAUGUUCACCAGACGGUGAGCCACCUCCUACGGACACACCUCAUCUCCGAAGUGUUUGGAAUUGCAAUGUACCGUCAGCUUCCAUCUGUCCACCCCCUCUUCAAGCUCAUUCUUCCUCAUGUGAAGUUCACAAUCGCCAUCAACACGAAGGCCCGAGAGCAGCUCAUUUGCGAGUGCGGCCUCUUUGACAAGGCGAAUGCGACUGGCGGUGGAGGCCACGUUCAGCUAGUGCAGCGCGCCAUGAAGAACUUGACGUUCUCCUCGCUGUGCUUCCCAGAAGAAAUUAAGAAUCGAGGCGUGGACAGCAAAGAGGAUCUGCCCUACUACUACUAUCGGGAUGACGGCAUAAAAGUCUGGGAGGCAGUGAAGAGCUUUGUUGCAGAUGUGGUAGAAAUCUACUAUGACAGCGACGAGACGGUGCAGACCGAUGUGGAGCUUCAGGCCUUUGUGAAAGACGUCUGUGUCUUCGGACUCAAGGACAACGAACACUCAGGCUUUCCAAAGACGAUCAGCACCAUAGACCAGCUAAACGAGUACCUGACUGUGGUGGUCUUCACUGCGUCGGCACAGCAUGCAGCUGUCAAUUUCGGACAGUACGACUGGUGUUCAUGGAUUCCCAACUCUCCUCCGACGAUGCGGCGCCCACCACCUGAAGAAAAGGGCAUGGUGACCAUCGAGUACAUCAUCGAGAGCCUCCCUGACCGGGGCCGUUCCUGCUGGCACCUUGGCGCAGUGUGGGCUCUGAGCCAGUUCCAGGAGAACGAGCUUUUCCUCGGCAUGUACACAGACGAGCACUUCACCGAGAAGCAAGUGAAACAGGCGACGGUCAACUUCAGGAAGAAACUGGACGAGAUCACGAGCCUCAUAAAGGAGAGGAACAAAAACAAAAAGCUUCCCUACUACUACCUGUCGCCGGACAGAAUUCCCAACAGUGUUGCCGUGUGAAGUCCAAGGGCUUCUCCUGCCGAGUGGGCCCCGACCAGACUAUGCCUUUGCCACCUGUUAUUUGACAAGCCAUCUUUUCACGCCAUGUCACACACAUUGUAAGUUACUGGGUGCCACUCCCUUACUGUUAGCCACCCUUAGGCUCCUGCAGUUCAGCGAGCUUCCAUUGGGGGGCACUGUGACUAGAUGUCCAACUCUCAGUACCGUCUAAGCCAGUAUGUCGCCUUUCCCUGGACUUGCAUGCUGGCUUACUUUUCCUUUAGAAGUUCCUCAAGGUCCUCAAGUUCAGCCCUGGGGUACCACCGUGGCUACAGGCUUUCAUUCUAAGCAGUUUCACAACCAGUGUGGUUGGCUCUUCUUCUUUUCUUAUUCAGCACUCAGAAAAAGCGCUAACCAAAAUGCUCACUAGAGGGGGAAACCCCAUCAAAAACCCUGGCUAGAUACAAAAAGAGCUAAACAGAAUCUUCAUAAAGUAAAAAGGUUUAUUUCCACAUCCUGCCAGAAAGCUCCAUGGAGCACAAAGACAUUCCAACAGCAGGGUCACAACACACGGACUCACCAUAAAGCAAUAGGAACUGCGGGAGACCCUCCAGAUUUAUGGAGCAGCUCCUGGCGGUGACUGGCAGGUGGUCCCACCUCUUGGGAGACCACAUGGAACAGAAAAUACAGCAGAUAAUUAGCAACAGUAACAUUAACAUAAAUAAAUAAAGAACAAGGCCGUCAAACAAGACUUCGAGCCCCCACCCGGAUAGGACCCCCGUUUGAGAUAAAACACUCCGCACUCCCCUCAACAUGGCGCUGUUUGUGUAAUUUGGAUGUGGCAAACACAAAUUGAUCUGUUAGGACAUUGACCAGAACUCCAGCUCUCUGUGCCAUCUAAGCCAGCAGGCAGCAUUGCCCAGAACCUGCCAGGUGGGUUACUGGCCAGAAAUGGCGUCGUUUUAAGAAUUUUUAACAUUCUUUUACUAUUCUUUAUUUCAAUUCAUCUCAUUUUUCUGGAGUUUGCUCCUUAAAUUGUACCCACAUACUCACAAUCAGUGCAGACACGGGUGCAAAUGGCACUGAAUGUUACACUUCAAUGUGCGCUAAUUAGUCAUAAAAGGCCGAACUGAGUGGUCCUCAAGUGGAGUCCUGCGGACCACCUUAACUGCCCUCUGCUCAUCACUGGGCUCCUUCCUUAGUUAAACUAGCGGUUACUUCCCAGUUUUGGACUUUUUUACGUCAAUCCUGAAAUUUCAAAACAGGUUUACUAAAUUUUUAGGGGAAUGUAGCGAGCACUUUGUGUGUGUGUGUGUGUGUUUGAGAGAGACUUUCAUUAUUGUUCUUUUUCUUUGAUAUCAAGAUUUUGCUCUUCACAUUCAGUAAGCUUUUCUUAUUAACUAGUUGUGCUACCCAUCGAAGACGAAUUUACAUCUAAAUCAAUGUUAACGUUUGCAUCGCACCAUCUGUUGGAAUGUAUUUUGGCAAUGCAUGUGGUAAUAAAAUGUAUCGCAUUUGUUGGAGUGACAAAUUCAAUGCAUGUAUCUCAGUUAUAUGCUAUGUGGUAUUGGACUCUUAAAAGCAGCGUUAAUAUUAGUGAUGCGCCAUCUGUUGGAAUGAUAAACGCAAUGUAUAGGUCUCUGUUAUAUUCGGUAUGGGACUCUUACAUGGAGUGUUAACAUUAGUGAUGCACCACCUGUUGGAAUAACAAAUGCAGCACAUAUGUCUCAUAUGCCAUUUGGUAUGGGAUUUGUUAUCACAGUUUAAAUGUUUGUGAUGCACCAUCUGUUGGAAUGAUACAUUCAAUGCAUAGGUCUCUGUUAUACGCCAUUUGGUAUUGGACUCUUAAAUGUAGUGUUAACGUUAGUUAUGCGCCAUCUGUUGGAAUGAUAAACGCAGCAUAUAUGUCUCAUAUGCCAUUUGGCAUGGGAUUCGUUAAUGCAGUGUACAUGUUUGUGAUGCACCAUCUGUUGGAAAGACGGAGACAAAGCAAACCGGAUGGACACGCAGACAGACACACGCAUCUCCUUUUUUUAAGGGGCAUUAACUCACAAGUGAAUGUUCUACAGACAUGGCUGCCCACCUUUAGUAUUCAGUGCCACUUGCCCAGGGGCCUGUACUGAUCAUCACUAAUCCUCAAACUCCGCACAAAAAACAUGACCCAAAAAGAAUAUGGGAAAUGAAAGUUAACAUUUAAAGAUAUGGCCAAAAAUACAAAUGUUUGCAUUUUGUUCACAUAUAAAUAUAUUAAUACUGAUUUCUGAAUGCAAAAUAAGAAUAGAAAAUGUCUAAUUAAACGGUCAGAUCAUUUAGAAGGAAGACCAAACCAUUUAUUUGUGAAACUGCUUGGACUGAACCUGGGGACCCCCGAUUUAGGGAAUGCAGUCAUGUGUCCUUAGCCUGAAGCACCCAGUCUGGUACUUGUGGGUUUGGGGGGUCAAAGCCUGUCUUGGCAGCGAUGGGUGAAGGGUGGCAGUCACCAUGGGCACCGCUGCAUCACACACUGCAGGAUGGGGGGCGGUGGUGUAGCGGUAGGCAGUGCAGGGUGGGCGUCUGUGCCAGGGCCCAUGAGGCUGGGGUGCGUUUUCUAAAGCUUUAUUAUUAACUUGCUUGCCUAGUUGAUGCUGGAAUGAACACAACUCCAUAAAGCUGGAUUUCUGACUAUUAAUCUUUCUUGUAGCUGAUAUGUUUGACAUUUCUUGUUGACGGUGGUCAUUUCAUAAUUGAGGGGCCUAAUUUAUUUAUUUAUUUUUCGCUUUGGGGUUCGUCUUCUUCUAGUUAUGCCACUGCUCUGAGCCUAAGGUGUGUGGAGCUGUAAGGACCACCAUGCUGCCUUCCUCUCAUUUCACGCCCUUCAAAUUUCCAGUUAAACGUCUUGUUAGCAAAAAAAAAAAUAAAAUAAAUAAAAGGACUUGCAUGUCUGUAGCUUGGAGGUCCGGGGAGCAGCCACCCAGCACCAGGAGUUGAGAAGGGGAUCAGCAUGGCAGCCAUUUACGAUUGCUUGCGAGCCCCCCGUUUCCUCAGCUUCCAUCUUUUGUAAACUCCCUGCCCUCCAAGCCCCCGAUUUGUUUUAAGCAGCUUUCAGAAUAUUUUGCUCAUAUUGUUACAUCAGGAGGUCAAAGGCCAGCGGCUCCAGUCGUCACGUGGCGGUCCCGAGAUGGUGGAGGCCUGUCUCGUAUCAGUCAUGUGACAACGUCCCAGCAUUCCAGAGUCUGAUGAUAGACACUCGGGGGCGACCAACAGGGACGGGUCACCUCAAUGUGACAGGAAGUUGGAGACCACUGGCCAAAAAGACCCCCGUUACCGUUACAGAAUUGGAGGGGGAGUCUCGCUAAAGUUAGAAAAUGAACCGAACCUGAUCAUGCCACUUCUCAACGGAGUCUCCACUCUUCUCAAUGCACGUGUGCCACCCGCCUGGCAGUGCCAGCAGAAUAAAAGGUUUUGUCUCGUCCUCUCUGCCACUCGUGCACCACUUUAUUGACCACCCUAAUAGGUGGAAAUCACAGGGUGCCAAAUCUGGCCCUGGUGUUCUUAGCAGUGUGUGUGUCAUUGUCACACAGCAAAAGGACCCCUCGAGACCGCAGUCCCCGCCGUUUGGAUCGAAGGGCAGGCUUCACUUUGGCCUCCAGCAAGUCACAGAAUCUCGCACUAGUGACUGUAGUGCCCCUCGGCAUGGAGUGUUGGACAAUAAGUCGGGCGCACGAGUCGCUGAGAGGACGAGACAAAACCUGCUGGCACUGCCAGGCGGGUGGCACAAGUGCGCUGAGAAGAGUGGAGACUCCAUUGAGAAGUGGCAUGAUCAGUUUUGUGAAGGUUCGGUUCACUGUCUAACUUUAGUGCGACUCCCCCUCCAUUAUAAAAGUGCAAACGACGAUUUGUGUCUCACCUUCACACGUGAACUUCAUGAACGCCAUCUGUGGGCGAAGUGAACGCGGCGUCUCUGUGACCAAAAUCCAGUCAAUAAAAGCUGAAGCAGAAAGAA